AUGUCCGACCUGGCGGCUCCCGCAGGGCUUGAUCCCAAGCUCGUACGCAGGCUCACGACGUUGAAGACGACGAUUGAUGGCUUCAUCCGGCAGCUUGAGGCGGUCGUUCAGGGCACCAAGACCGCCCGACUGACGUCGUGGGACAACAUCCUCGAACGAUACGGCAGCAUCAUGUGGGCUUUGAGGACGACCAUAGGGCGCAUCGAGGAGCAGGCGGCCGGUACCUCGGUGCUGUCCUCGCAGGGGCUGUCGCUCGCGAACAUCGCGGUGUUUCCGGGCGAGGUGAACACCAACAACCGGGAGGCGCUCCCAAUGCUCACGUGCUCGCAAACGGCGCCGACGCUGCGCCAGAGGGACGAGGCGGAUCUCGCCGUGGUGGAAUCCCUGGGCCUGCCCGAGAACCCUGUGGAGGCGUUGGACGCGAUUCGCGAGGACAUGCGGCUGCUCGGGCGCGCGGUCGACCACGUGGUCUCGCACGAGGCGCAUCAUCCGCGCAUCCACCAGGGCGUGCUCUUCCUGCCGACGUACCAGAAGCAGACGGCGUCGCUGGUGGUGCCAACGCGGGCGAGUGGGGCGAGGGCGAACGGUCACGUGGGCAGCCUGUUGGAGGAGGUCCUCACCUUUGACAUCACAGCACGAGAUCAGUGA
This is a messenger RNA of Pedinophyceae sp. YPF-701, 648 nucleotides long. Lineage: Eukaryota; Viridiplantae; Chlorophyta; Pedinophyceae. The record is from the annotation of a GenBank genome assembly.